AUGUUCGAAAUGUCCGUCCCAGUCACAGGAAAAUCCGGCAACGAGGAGCGCGCCACAAGAUUGGAGAAUGAGUUUGAGAAGCGCCCCGAUCCGGUAGCUCUCACUCACAACCCAGAUCCCUCGAAGAACUCAUCCUCUGGCGUGGAUUACGAACCGUACCCAGAGAAGUCCAUCCCGCUUGAGCCAGAAAAAGAGAAGAUCGUGCAAACGAUAUGCAACUUGUACUCAGGCAGCGCCAGCAAGGAGGACAUGACUGUCUACGCCGAAGAAUCAAUCUACGAUGACCCGUGGAGCUACUGCGACACGCGUUACAAGAUUGCGGGCCAGUGGUAUGGCAUCCCGAAGAUUAUGAAGUCGAGCAGGACCAUCAAGACUCAGGUCGUGUCGUCAAAGCCAGAUGAGAUCAUCUUCAAGCUGCAACAAGAGUACACACCAAAGCCGAUGCCCAUUGCGAAGAAGGUGAACAGCUUGGUCACUUUGACUCUCGAUCAAAAUGGAAAAGUCAGGUACCACAAGGACAUGUGGAACGAGAAAGACUACAGCCACGAAGGUCUUGGCAAGAUCAUGAAGGAGCUCAACGGGGAUCAUUUGACGAAAAUUACGCAGCCACCGGAGGACUUGUAA
Didymella exigua CBS 183.55 is the source of this 624-nucleotide messenger RNA. RefSeq lists its product as uncharacterized. Lineage: Eukaryota; Fungi; Ascomycota; Dothideomycetes; Pleosporales; Didymellaceae. The record is from RefSeq and is a predicted model, not a curated record. Bases 1 to 624 code for a protein of 207 amino acids. The transcript has a single exon.